GAGCAAAGCAGCACGGGAGUCCAAAAGGUCAACCCACCCAACACACACACACACCCACACAGAGAACAGCCCACAAGGUAACACUCGUCCUCAACCACUCCUCCACGUCUCCCCCCUCUCGCUAAGCUAACCCGUCCGUCAGCCCUCCCUCCCCCACAGGAGCCUCAAGCACAAUGUCCUCCAUCAAAAUCCGCCCAGCCGCUCCAACCGACGUCCCCCUCAUCCUCUCCUUCAUCCGCUCCCUCGCCCUCUUCGAAAAAGCCCUCGACAAGGUCCUCGCCACCGAAGCCUCCCUCACAGCCACCCUCUUCGGUGCCCACCCCUACGCCCACGUCGUGUUUGCAUGCGACGAACAAUCGGGCAGGGAGAUGGGGAUGGCCCUGUACUUUUUCAACUACUCGACGUGGAAUGCGGCCCCCGGGUUGUAUUUGGAAGACCUGAUGGUCGCCGAGGAGGAUCGGGGGAAGGGCGUCGGCACGGAGCUGUUGAGGUAUUUGGCCGGCGUGGCCGUCGAGAAGGGGUGUGGGAGGAUGGAGUGGCAGGCUUUGGAUUGGAACACUCCAGCGAUUGAGUUUUAUAGGAAGAAGGUGGGCGCGAAGAGCCAGGACGAGUGGAUUGGGUUUAGAUUAGAUGGGGAGGCGUUGACUUUGUUCGCAAAGAGCUCGUAGACGGGGACAUUUCCGAGGAGUGGACUACCCAUGCGGCGUAGGGAGAUGUCAGGCGCCAUCCACCGACUGACGAUGUAGAGUGUAGGCUUGGUACUCGGCGUACAGUAUGCGAACGCACCUUCCCACUUAGACUUGACAGGACAAAGGAAAAAAUCGUCAAAUGCCAUGGCAUGCCUCACCCAUCCCCAAUAACAUUCCUAAAAAACUCGGGCGCCCUCAACGGCCUCCACUCCGCGGUAUGCGGUAUCCCGGGAUACACAUCC
Fimicolochytrium jonesii is the source of this 931-nucleotide messenger RNA. RefSeq names its product N-acetyltransferase GCN5. The record is from RefSeq and is a predicted model, not a curated record. Gene Ontology annotation, molecular function: N-acetyltransferase activity. The coding region runs from base 174 to 668 and encodes 164 amino acids. The transcript has a single exon. Gene Ontology annotation, biological process: protein acetylation. NCBI's taxonomy places the organism in Eukaryota, Fungi, Chytridiomycota, Chytridiomycetes, Spizellomycetales, Powellomycetaceae.